Messenger RNA from Linum tenue, 582 nucleotides. The record is from the annotation of a GenBank genome assembly. Lineage: Eukaryota; Viridiplantae; Streptophyta; Magnoliopsida; Malpighiales; Linaceae.
GAAGAUGAGUUGACGGGCUCAAUCGCUGCAUGCAAGGUAGAAUCUGAUGUUCUGGGCACUGAUGAGCUGGAGAAACAUGAGGAGUACUUCACGAACUUGGCCGUCAAUCUUCUAUCUGAUUACAAGAAAGAAUUGGAACCUUCUAUUGGCCGCAUUGGUACAUAUGUUGAGAACCUGAAGAAAUUGAGUCCAGGGUCAGAGGUAGCAGCCAGUGCAGAUAAUCAGGAUUCUCAAGUAAUUAGCCCGAGGCGACAUCUUGAGGAAGAAUAUAUGGACUAUGAAGCGAAGCUUGUGUUCUGUACACAUGACGGGCUAUCUCUUGACAGGAAACACGAUGAAAGAGUGAAAGAGCUAUUUGAUGAGAUCGAAAAGCUGAGACAGGAAUUCGAUGCCAUUGACAGACCAAUUCUUGAGGUGGAGGUUCUGAGCUCAAAGAAAGAAGCAACAUCUGAGGAGAAGUCCUCAGAAGUUGCUUCCACUCAUACAGUAGAGCCUCUCAAGGCAGAGCCUAGUUCCUCAAAGCCACCUGCCGAGCUUCCCAAGAAACCAGCCACAAGUUUUGAUCAAUGUUUUCAAAUAUAA